Leptonychotes weddellii (Weddell seal) is the source of this 2862-nucleotide messenger RNA. The record is from RefSeq and is a predicted model, not a curated record. NCBI's taxonomy places the organism in Eukaryota, Metazoa, Chordata, Mammalia, Carnivora, Phocidae.
ACUGGCCCUUCCUGGUCCUGUACUCACAUUUGUGUUAUGAGAAGGUGGGCAGAGGUGUGAGUCGUUGCAAAUGGCAGACAUUUUCACUUUGCACGAUGCCGGGAGAGGUUUGGCAAUGACUCAGGUAGUAGUGGAGUGAUGGAGCAGAUGUCCCCAGAGCCUCCAGUGAUCCAUUCCUAGCCAUCUCCCUCAAGGCACUUGUGAAUGACUCACUUGGCCUUGACCUGGCAACAAGCAUGAAUUAUGAUUAUAAUAAUAGCCAGUAUUCCAUAGAGUUAUCUCCGUGCUGGGCACUGUUCUUCGUGCUUUAUAUACAUUAAUCCAUAUAUUUCUAACAACAAGCCUAUGGAGAAAGCAAUGAUCCUACCCCUAGUCAACAGCUGAGGAAACGGGUACAGAGAGGGUAAGUGACUUGGCCUAAAUCACACAGCUAGGCAGUGGUAAAGCUAGCCAUCUGAGCCUAGAGUACCUGUAAUGUUCAAUUGGAUUUCUACACUGCUGCUUUACUGAACAUACAUGCAUGCACGCAUACGUAUGUACACACAGCAAGCCAGCUCCAGUCAGCUUGUUUUCCAAGAAUUCUCAAUUCCCAAGAGCAUUUCAGAUUCCAUGCUUGAGCACUUCUGUCAUUUAACUCCCAAAGUGGUCGUUCCCCAAGAGAAAAAGAAUAAACUCGGACAGUCCUGACUCACUUUUCAGAGGCCGAGUGCAUCCAGAUAGGUUGUAAGUGGAUGCUCGGCUGUCAGAGACUGGAGGGCAUAUGUCUUAAUCUCAGUCUCUUUAUUGUUUCCAGCCUGAAAUUUUACAGGACUCCAGACUCAUCACGCUGUACCUCACAAUGCUUGUCACCUUCACAGACACUUCAACGUGGAAAAUUCUCCGUGGAAAAGGGGAGAGUCUUCGACCAGCCAUGAACCACAUUUGUGCAAACAUCAUGGGACAUCUCAACCAGCGUGGAUUUUAUUCUGUGCUGCAGAUAUUGUUAACCCGUGGCCUGGCGAGACCCCGGCCUUGUCUGUCCAAAGGCACUUUAACUGCAACCUUUUCUCUAGCGCUGCGCCCUGUGAUUGCCGCACAAUUUUCAGACAAUCUGAUUCGGCCAUUCCUCAUCCACAUCAUGUCUGUACCUGCUCUUGUGACUCAUCUCAGCACAGUGACCCCUGAGCGCCUCACUGUUUUAGAAUCUCAUGACAUGCUUCGUAAAUUCAUCAUGUUUUUAAGAAACGAAGAUCGAUGCCGUGACGUAUGUGAAAGCUUAGAAGGAUGCCAUACGCUCUGUCUAAUGGGCAACCUCCUGCACUUGGGCUCCCUCAGCCCCAGGGUGUUAGAGGAGGAGACGGAAGGGUUUGUGAGUUUGCUCACCCAGAUGCUGUGCUACUGUCAGAAGUACGUGUCCCAGAAGAAAUCCAACCUGACACACUGGCACCCUGUCCUCGGCUGGUUCUCGCAAUCUGUGGACUACGGCCUUAAUGAGUCCAUGCCCUUGAUCACCAAGCAGCUGCAGUUCCUGUGGGGGGUGCCUCUGAUCCGGAUCUUCUUCUGUGACAUCCUGAGCAAGAAGCUGCUGGAAAACCAGGAGCCAGCCCACGUGCAGCCAGCAUCCCCCCAGAAUGUGCUUCCUGUGAAGAAUCUCCUGAAGCGUGCGUUUCAGAAGUCUGCAUCCGUUCGGAAUAUUCUCAGGCCUGUUGGGGGUAAGCGUGUGGACUCUGCAGAGGUCCAGAAGGUCUGCAACAUCUGUGUCCUCUACCAGACCUCGCUGACGACUCUGACCCAGAUCCGGCUACAGAUACUCACAGGUCUCACUUACCUUGAUGACCUGCUCCCCAAACUGUGGGCGUUUAUCUGUGAGCUGGGGCCCCACGGAGGGUUAAAGCUCUUCUUGGAAUGCCUCAACAAUGACACUGAAGAGUCCAAGCAGCUCUUGGCCAUGCUGAUGCUGUUCUGUGACUGCUCCCGGCACCUCAUCACGAUCCUUGACGACAUUGAAGUUUAUGAAGAACAGAUUUCCUUCAAACUGGAAGAGCUGGUCACCAUCUCCUCUUUCCUGAACUCCUUUGUGUUUAAGAUGAUCUGGGAUGGACUCGUAGAGAACGCCAAGGGGGAGACUUUGGAGCUGUUCCAGUCCGUGCACGGGUGGCUGAUGGUGCUGUAUGAGCGGGACUGUCGGCGCCGCUUCGCCCCUGAGGACCACUGGCUGCGCAAGGAUCUCAAACCUAGCGUGCUCUUCCAAGAACUGGACAAGGACAGGAAACGGGCCCAGCUGAUCCUGCAGUACAUCCCUCACGUCAUUCCCCACAAAAACAGAGUUCUCCUGUUUCGAAACAUGGUCACCAAGGAGAAGGAGAAACUGGGGCUUGUGGAGACCAGCUCGGCCUCUCCCCACGUCACUCAUAUCACUAUCCGACGGUCCCGGAUGCUGGAGGACGGCUACGAGCAGCUCCGGCAGCUCUCCCAGCACGCCAUGAAGGGCGUGAUCCGCGUCAAGUUCGUCAACGACCUCGGGGUGGACGAGGCAGGCAUUGACCAGGACGGCGUCUUCAAGGAGUUCUUGGAGGAGAUCAUCAAGAGGGUAUUUGACCCGGCACUCAAUUUGUUCAAGACAACCAGCGGGGAUGAGAGGCUCUACCCCUCGCCCACGUCCUACAUUCACGAGAACUACCUGCAGCUCUUCGAGUUUGUGGGCAAGAUGCUGGGGAAGGCCGUGUACGAGGUAGGCACAUGCAGGAGCGGCGCACCCGGGGGGGAAACAAGAUGCUAGAAGCCCUGGGGACUUGGUGCGCAGUGUCGUGGCAGGGCCCAGCCACAUAAAGGCGCUGUCAUUAGGUUGGAGCCCGAGAAAGAGGACAGGACCCACGAUUACUG